ACGAGCAGCGCCCGAAAAGAAGUCGAACGGUCGUGAAACCUCCCCGUCUGGAAGAGGCGUUUGCGACGUUAGGCUGAGGUGAUGACCGGCGACGCGGAUUACGGCGGGGUGAAGAUGGCUGAGGAGGAACGGAGUGUGCAGGCAGAGAAACUGAAGGAAAAGGCCAACAAUUACUUUAAAGAAAAAGACUAUGAGAACGCAAUCAAGUAUUACACGGAGGCACUGGACCUAAAUCCAUCCAAUGCCAUCUACUACAGUAACCGGAGCCUGGCGUACCUGCGCACAGAGUGCUAUGGCUAUGCCUUGGCGGACGCCACCCGUGCCCUGGAGAUUGACAAGAACUACAUCAAGGGCUACUACCGGCGGGCCACCUCUAACAUGGCCCUGGGCAAGUUCAAGGCCGCCCUCAAAGAUUACGAGACGGUAGUGAGGGUUCGUCCCAAUGACAAAGAUGCCAAGAUGAAGUAUCAGGAGUGCAACAAGAUUGUAAAGCAGAAAGCCUUCGAGAGAGCCAUCGCCAGUGACGAGCUCAAAAGAUCAGUGGUGGACUCCUUAGACAUCGAGAACAUGACCAUUGAGGAUGAGUAUGCAGGCCCUAAACUUGAAGAUGGUAAAGUAACGUUGAAGUUCAUGAAGGAGCUGAUGGACUGGUUCAAGGACCAGAAGAAACUGCAUCGGAAGUGUGCUUACCAGAUGCUGGUUCAAGUAAAAGAAGUUUUAUCCAAACUGCCAAGUCUUGUUGAAAUUACGUUAAAAGAGACAGAGAAAAUAACCAUUUGUGGGGACACACAUGGCCAGUACUACGACCUUCUAAAUAUCUUUGAGUUGAAUGGUUUACCAUCUCCAACAAAUCCUUAUCUGUUCAACGGUGACUUUGUGGACCGUGGCUCCUUCUCGGUGGAGGUUAUUCUCACACUCUUCGGUUUCAAGCUGCUUUACCCAGAUUACUUUCACCUACUGAGGGGUAACCACGAGACAGACAACAUGAAUCAAAUGUACGGCUUUGAGGGUGAGGUCAAGGCCAAGUACACAGCGCAGAUGUUCCAGCUGUUCAGUGAGGUCUUCCAGUGGCUUCCACUCGCUCAGUGCAUCAACAGCAAAGUGCUGGUGAUGCACGGAGGACUGUUCAGUGAGGACGGCGUGACCUUAGAUGACCUUAGAAAGAUUGACAGAAACAGACAGCCUCCAGACUCGGGUCCUAUGUGCGAUCUCCUGUGGUCAGAUCCUCAACCUCAGAACGGGCGAUCCAUCAGUAAGCGCGGCGUGAGCUGUCAGUUUGGGCCCGAUGUCACCCAGCGCUUCCUGGAACAGAACAAGCUGCAGUACAUUGUGCGCAGUCAUGAGGUGAAGGCCGAGGGCUACGAGGUCACUCACUCAGGGAAGUGCAUCACGGUGUUCUCAGCGCCAAAUUACUGUGACCAGAUGGGAAACAAAGGUGCAUACAUUCACCUCAGGGGAUCUGACCUCAAGCCUGAAUUCCACCAGUUCACUGCUGUGCCUCAUCCGAAUGUUAAGCCCAUGGCGUACGCCAACUCUCUAUUGCAGUUGGGAAUGAUGUAGAGGCACUCGAGUUGUUCAUCCGUCUCUCAGCAGCUGUUCCUCUCUCAAGUCCACACCAGUCCCUCCAGAAACGUCACACACUCUUCUCAUUCCUGUUUUGCACAAGUGGUUUGUCUCUCACACACAAGCGCUCGUGGUAUUCAGAGUAGCAGGGGGAAACCUCGAAUCAAAAGCAGUGUUCGUGCUUUGACGGUAAAACAAAAAAAAAAAGAAAAAGAAAAGCCGAGUGGGAAUUUCCUGUUCGUUAUCCACUUUGAAAAAAAGAUGAAAUGUCUCUUCUUCUCCCUCUCUGUUUUUUCACAUCUGUAGAGCUGCUAGGUUUUUAAUAAAAUUUGAGUGGUUGAUUGUUCAGCCGUAGGACUCGAGGAGCUGGAUUGUACCAAAGACCUGGGGCCCUGCGUGUCAAGUGACUCAGAGAAAGGGGUCGGAUGGGCAGUCACAAUGGCUCUGAGUUGGUUGACACAUUUUAUGGGUCCUGAAUUUGAACCGAUUUAGAAAUGUCACCCCCCUGUAAGUGAAUUUUCAUUCGUCAUAAUUCCCCACCCCGCAUUCGAAGCUUCUCUGGGAGAGACGACAAUGUUUUUCUGUGAUACUGUAGCAGUGAAAAUCGUUCUGUGCUGCUUGGUUUCAUAACCAGACACCUCCAUGCGUGCGUCACCUCUCUGUAUAGUAGAGCCAGGUUUGGAGGGGUUCCAGAAGCUGUCUCAGGAGACUUCACUAUAAAUGUCUUGUAAUCAGACUGUUGUCCGUCAUUUAAGUGUGUUAAAACACGAAACAGUUGUACAGAUUACACGCCUCUUCUGUUCCCAGCACUUACUACUACUUCAGCUCUCUUUCCGUUUUUUUUUUUUUUUGUAUGGGGACGGUACAGUAUUGUUAAGCUCACUGUCAGUUGUUCUCUGUUCAGUUGGUUUGCAGCUCCCACGUGUUUCUCUCCCAGCUCGCUCAACUGAAAUGCACUGGAGAUUGCUGUAUUCCCCCCACCGUAUGUCCGUUUGUUUAGCUACCCCCCGCCUCCCACCCCAGUGUGGAUUUGUGACAGAUCAUGGCAGAUGUUCAGAAACCCAUCUUCCUCUCUUAAAUACGCACAGCAGCCAUACUCCCCAUGCCCCUGACUUUUUAGAUAAUAUUAUAUACACAAAUGUGUAUGUAUAUACAGUAUAUAAUGUAACAUUAAAAAAAAAAAAAAACUCCCUGUGUACAUGUUUGGAAAAGAAAGUUAUUGAAUAAAAAAA
Messenger RNA from Pygocentrus nattereri (red-bellied piranha), 2795 nucleotides. It is a transcript of the gene ppp5c, whose product is annotated as protein phosphatase 5, catalytic subunit. Gene Ontology annotation, cellular component: nucleus; cytosol. The record is from RefSeq and is a predicted model, not a curated record. The transcript is spliced from 13 exons. Bases 82 to 1560 code for a protein of 492 amino acids. NCBI's taxonomy places the organism in Eukaryota, Metazoa, Chordata, Actinopteri, Characiformes, Serrasalmidae. Gene Ontology annotation, molecular function: protein binding; protein serine/threonine phosphatase activity.